Messenger RNA from Pleurotus ostreatus (oyster mushroom), 1539 nucleotides. RefSeq lists its product as uncharacterized. NCBI's taxonomy places the organism in Eukaryota, Fungi, Basidiomycota, Agaricomycetes, Agaricales, Pleurotaceae. The record is from RefSeq and is a predicted model, not a curated record. Bases 1 to 1539 code for a protein of 512 amino acids. The transcript is spliced from 8 exons.
AUGAUGACGACGAGCUGCGCCACGCUGAAUAAGCGUCCACCCUUCCCUGCACGUCCUGUUGCCAACGAUGCCCUAGUCCAACGAAGGCUUGUAGAACGUCUACCACAUCUGCAACCGUGGGGCAGCGGGAUCGCGGCUCAAUGUCCGUGGAUCGCCUUGUCGCAACGCCAGGUGACGGUCUUCGACGAGGAGGAUGAAAAGGAGCUACGGAGAGGACGCAACAAGCGGAUGGUGGCGACGAAGAUGGGAACGCGCUGGCUGGUGCUGGUGCUGAGCGUGUUCAGCGUGUCGACACCGAUUGAGAGCAGAAGGGGAGCAGAGGGCGGGAUGCGAAGUCGAAAGGCGGGAGGCAGGAGGAGAGAAAGCGGAAGGCAGGAGAGGGAUGUAAACAGGAAGACUUUCAAUGCGCAAUCCCAAUGGGUCUAUACCCUUGCGCACACACCAGCAGCGUACAUGGGGUAUGGCCGAGUCGCAGAGUUGCUGAUCGAGAGGAAAACGGGGGCCGAACUCGAGUUGGCCAUAGAGGAAUGGGAGGACGGGAGGCGAGCGAGGCGAAAGAGCAAAGCAACUAAGUCUAACGCUACGGAACGCGAGCCGGAGACGGUGAAAGGAAAAGGCAAGGCGAAGGCAGUGCAGGUUGAAGCCGUCACCGCCAAACCAGUUGGGCAAGGCCGGUACACCCUACGUUCUCGCCUUGUCGAAAUCUCCAUCCCCGCGCCGGAGGUCGACGACCAAGGAAAUCCUGAUAGUUCCAGCGACACCGAACGCGACUCUGGAGGGACAGUCGACGCCGACGGAGAGGAAUACGCGUCGGCAGAUGAAGAGGCCUAUACAUCCAUCCCCUUCGCCCCCCUCACCGACUCUCCCAAGCCGCAUGCUCGAACAGCAACUCCGGUCUCGGCCUCCUCUACAGCGCAAGCACCACAGCAGCUUCGCGGUAGCUACUUCAUCUUACCUCCUGCCAGCUCGUCUACGCUGUCCUUCGACCGCUCGAUCGCCAAUUCCUCUUCUCCCACGUCUCCCCGGCGAGAACACGAUGGCCCGCAUGCUGGACAAACGAGGCCAACGUUUACGGACAAACCUCGAACGGCGACGGCGAAGUACUGGGCUCACACUUGUCCUGGGACCUCGGGAUGGCGUUUACAAUGGUGGUGCACAGAAGGGCCAGGUGAUGCAGGGCAAGCAGCACCGAACUCUCACAACUUAAUCGCACUCCCUUCAACACCCCGCAGGGCGCUGGCGGCGAAUUCGACAACGAGGCUUGAUGCUAAUGCGGCUGAGGGAAGGUCCUCCCCUGCCAUGCUGCGCAGUGCAUCCCUCGCCUACGCCAUUCCCCAGCCGUACAUACCCUGCGCUACCCUUCUCAACCCUCCUAUCGCCUUCAACAUGCGCUGCCCUGUACUCCGACCUCUCGCUUACGACCAGCACCCUUUAUCUCCCGUCGACGAUGACGAUGACUCGAAGCAUCCAGCUCAUCACCUCGUCCCGUCUCGCACCGUCUCGCCCUCGCGACCGUUGCCCCCGUUCCAAAGCACCUAG